Python bivittatus (Burmese python) is the source of this 3143-nucleotide messenger RNA. The record is from RefSeq and is a predicted model, not a curated record. NCBI's taxonomy places the organism in Eukaryota, Metazoa, Chordata, Lepidosauria, Squamata, Pythonidae.
GACUAUCUUGGCUCUGACAAGGUGGUGGACAAAUGUGGAAUCUGCGGUGGGGACAAUACAGCUUGCAGAGUGGUUUCGGGAGUCUUCAAGCACACCCUGACCAACCUUGGCUACCACAAAAUAGUAGAAAUUCCAGAGGGGGCCACCAAAAUCAACAUUACAGAGAUGUCAAAGAGCAACAAUUACUUGGCAUAAAGUUAGAGCAGCAAGAAAUGUGGCUGUGGCUUUGUCCUAUAUGUGCAAGAUGCUGUUUCCCCCAUGUCGGUGGUCGAGCACUACGGAGUCGAUCAGGACGUGCUAUUAUCAAUGGAAACUGGGCAAUUGAUCGACCUGGGAGAUACGAGGGAGGAGGAACAAUGUUCAUCUACAAACGACCCAAUGAAAUCUCGAGUACUGCUGGGGAAUCCUUUUUAGCAGAUGGACCGACAAAUGAAAUCCUGGAUGUCUAUAUGAUUCAUCAGCAGCCCAAUCCAGGUAUACAUUAUGAGUACACUAUUCCAGGUCCCAACACCAUCAGUUCGCAGGUGCCUCUUCAUAGGCGGCCAGGGGAGUCAUUCAAUGGCCAAUUGGAUGUGACAGAGACUGUGAAUUAUGAGGAGGAAGAUUUGCAUCAGGAGACUAGCAGUCACGCGAGACAAUCAGUGAUGGUUCAGCCUGGAAGAUUUCCUUCCCAUCUUCCAGACAACCAAGUGCCAGUAGGUCAGCCUCCAAGACGCAGCCGGGAACACAACUGGAAGCAAAUUGGAGCAACUGAAUGCAGCACUACGUGUGGGAAAGGGGCACAAUAUCCCAUCUUCCGCUGCGUACACAGAAACUCUCACGAGGAGGUGGCUGACAGCUACUGUGACAUCAGCUCUAAGCCUACACCGGAGGAGGAACCCUGUAACAUUUUCCCUUGCCCAGCCUUCUGGGAUAUAGGAGAAUGGUCAGAAUGCAGUAAAUCCUGCGGUCUGGGAAUGCAGCACCGCCAAGUUCUGUGUCGGCAAAUCUACGCCAACCGCACCUUAACGGUUCAGCUGCAUCGAUGCCAACACUUGGAGAAACCAGAGACGACAAGUACGUGCCAACUGAAGAUCUGCAGUGAAUGGCAAAUUCGGACAGAAUGGACAUCGUGUUCGGUUCCAUGCGGAGUUGGCCAGAGGACCCGAGAUGUGAAAUGUGUCAGCAAUCUUGGAGACAUUGUUGAUGAUGAGGAGUGUAACAUGAAGCUACGGCCAAAUGACAUUGAGAACUGUGAUAUGGGACCCUGUGCCAAGAGCUGGUUUCUUACGGAAUGGAGUGAUCGGUGCUCGGCAGAAUGUGGUCCCGGAGUCCGAACCCGUUCCGUGGUCUGCAUGACCAACCACAUCAGCAGCUUGCCCCUGGAGGGCUGCGGGCACAACAGACCACCAGAAACCACCCCCUGCGACAACGGACCUUGUCUGGGGAAAGUAGAAUGGUUUGCUGGCAGCUGGAGUCAGUGUUCAAUCGAGUGUGGCAGUGGGACCCAGCAGAGGGAAGUCAUCUGUAUCAGAAAGACCGAGGACAGCUUUGACAUGCUGAACCCCUACGAGUGUUCGUUUCUGCAAAGGCCGCCCAGCCAGCAGACGUGCUACCUCAAGCCUUGUGGUGCGAAAUGGUUUAGUACCGAAUGGAGCCCUUGUUCAAAGUCCUGUGAGGGCGGCUUCCGAAUCCGAGAGGUGCGAUGUCUUUCAGAUGACAUGUCCCCCAGUACCAAAUGUGACCCCCAGCUUAAGCCAGAGGAAAAGGAGCCAUGCAACACCCAGGACUGUGUGCCUGAAAUAGAUGAAAACUGCAAGGAUAAAUACUACAACUGCAAUGUUGUGGUUCAAGCCCGCCUCUGCGUCUACACCUAUUACAAGACAGCCUGCUGCGCAUCCUGUUUGAGAGUGGCGAAUCGGCAGUUGGGGUUUUUGGGGAGAAGAUAACAGCUGCUCCAUUCUGGGCUUCAGACCUGUGCCUCACCUCUUGCAAGCUGCUUUCACAACAAUUCUACCUUUACAAGAAUGUUUUUUUUCCCCCAUAACAGUGGGCACCUCCAAGGGGGUGGUGGAAGCACCUCUGGGUGAUAUUGCUAACACACACUGUAGUAGAAACUUUGGGGAAACCGAUGCUAUAAUGCUGGACCUUCAAAGCUUUAGCCAUGAGAAUACACAUUGACUGAUUGAUUGGUUUAUUGAUUAUGCGCCAUCAAGUCACUGUUGACUCUUAGCAACUACACAGAUAUUCUCCAUGACAUUCUGUCCUUAACCUGGUCUUUCAGCUCUUCAGUACACAUUGAAGGUCGUGCCAGUAAUCCAGACAUAGGAAUAGGCAUACAAUAAAAACCAAGGGGCCCAUUUAGAAGUCUAAGAGGCUGUUGUGGGCCCCCUCACAAAACGGUUGCAAGUGUGAGCAGGACCAGUUGCCCCUCACUCAGUUAUUAGCAAGCAACAGGGAACUCACUCUCCAGGACCCCCUUUUGCCCCUCCCUUCAAUUCACCUUUUUUUUCUUCUGGACAAUGGAUACACAUCCAAAGUAAAUACUGAGGCCUUUAAAUCUUUUUAAGAGAAGGUCUUCAUGAGACUGUGAAGCAUUCUUUCUUAAAAAUAUGGCAUAAGGGACAGGUACUUUAUUUUUUUAACGAAAAGGAACUUUAAUAAAGAGGUUAGGCAAGCAAGGCGUUGGUGCUCCAGGGCACCAUGUUGCUUCUCCCUGAUCUAACGUCCUGCUCAGAACCAGCUCAAACUCUAAAGCAAAGGUGCCACCAAAUUCUCAAUGGAAGCACGUAGAAAACCACAAAACCAAUUUCACUAAGUCGGAAGUUCUCCUUUAGGGCAGAGAGGGUGAAGCCUUAGCAAACAGAGUGGGGAUCCUGACAGAGAUGGAGGCCCUUGCUGGGUCAAAGCAUCACCUGCCAGGUUCAGCUUCUCUCAUCCAAAAUCCGCUACAGCCCUCUACUUUCUUUUCACAUUACUUCCUACUGAACUCUUGGGUAGUAGGGAGCAAACUUUAACAAUGCCAGGGGCUGAACUGGGAAAUUUGUGGAUACAGCGUGUGAGUCCUGCUCCUUUCUCCCACCACUGAUGAACUGGCCUUCAUGCCUCCUUUGUCAAGGGCAAUCUGUAUUUUUUUUCAUAUGUUUUAGAACAGUGUUUUUCAA